Molecule: messenger RNA, 135 nt
Organism: Cetraspora pellucida
Lineage: Eukaryota; Fungi; Glomeromycota; Glomeromycetes; Diversisporales; Gigasporaceae
Source: the annotation of a GenBank genome assembly
AUGAAAGUGGCUUUUUCUGAAGUUAAUUUGGGCUAUUACCAAAAGAUUCUGGUUACAUCAUGUAAUCAGCAUUUUGGAAGGUGGCCUAAAUUAAGUUUAGAAAAAGCCUAUGAGCCAGCCUAUGCGGAGGCCUAG